CCACACCUUCACAUUUGAACCUCGGCACCAUGGAUGCUAUCAGGGUUGCGAAGGUGGAAGAGGUGCUGUGUAGCAAGUCUGGCGCAACACAGUCCGGCACCAUUCACUUGACGGCACACCAUCUGAUAUUUGCAUACGAUGAGAUAGGAAAGGAGGAAAUGUGGGUACCCUACCCGUUGAUCGCCCUCGUAAAUCGUAUGCCACAGACCAUUCAAGGCAGAAGCCCCGUCGCCUUCCGCACCAGGACCUUUGAGACGUUUACAUUGUCUUUCAAGCAGGAAAGCGAUGCGAUAGACGUCUUCGAUAGCGUGAAAGAUCUCACUGUAGCCACCUCUAUCACGCAACUUUAUGCCUUCCACUAUACCCCAAAUCCUCCAUUUACUACCACUAAUGGAUGGACCCUGUACAACCCAAGAGAAGAAUUUGGACGGAUGGGCAUAGGGUCGAGGACAAAGGCAUGGAGGCUCACAGAUAUAAAUAAAGACUACUCGUUCUGCUCUUCAUACCCCUCAAAGCUUGUGGUGCCCACGCGGAUAAGCGACACGACCCUCCAGUAUGCUUCCAAAUACCGCAGCAAGUGCCGUAUACCCGUUCUCACCUAUUUGCACUGGGGGAAUUAUGGCACAUUGACUAGGUCCAGUCAGCCUAUGGUCGGCCUGGCGCAAAAUCGCUCGGUCCAAGACGAGAAGCUCAUCGAAGCGGUUUUCCAGUCUCACCAUUCCCCAGAUUCCCGUGCAGCCAGCAGUCCAGUGUACGGAGCUACGGCGACAAAUAUCAUUAUUGAUGCGCGGCCGACCACGAAUGCUGUCGCUAACACUGCCAAGGGUGCCGGCACGGAAAAUAUGGAUAAUUACAAGGAGGCGCGGAAGGCGUAUCUCGGAAUUGACAACAUCCACACUAUGCGCGAUUCGAUUGCAAAGGUUGUCGAGGCCCUCAGAGAGACAGACUUGGCCGCUUCCAGUGUGUCUGGCAUGCUCCCAGGCGAGGCCCAAGCAGUGCCGAUCCUGGACAGACAAGCACUCAGGCGUUCCGGCUGGCUGCGGCACAUCUCCAAUAUCUUGGAAGGAACGCUCCUCAUUGUGCGGAACGUACACGUGAAUUCCUCUCACGUUCUCAUUCACUGCUCAGAUGGUUGGGACCGUACGGCCCAGCUCUCUGCGCUCUCUCAACUCUGUCUCGAUCCCUUCUACCGGACGGUGCACGGCUUUCAGAUUCUGAUCGAGAAGGACUGGGUAUCUUUCGGUCAUAAGUUCCUUGACCGCUGCGGACACCUCUCUUCUGAGAAGUUUUUCCUGGCACCAUCCGGCGAUGCUAACGCUAGCGGUGCAGAGGCGUUCUUCGCAUCGGUCCAAAACAAAUUUACUUCCCAGAAGCACCUUCAGGAGACGAGCCCCGUGUUUCACCAGUUCCUCGAAUGCGUACGGCAGAUCCAGCGCCAGCACCCAGAGCGUUUCGAGUUCAACGAACGCUUCCUCCGGCAACUCCAUUACCACCUCUAUUCCUGUCAAUUCGGGACCUUCCUUUUCAACACGGAACGAGAGCGUCGGAUCAGCGAGAAUGGCAUUACUCCAAUGGAAAAUACAGCCAGCGUUUGGGACUUCUUCAACUCCCCUCCCGAGGUGGAUCUCAACAAGAACCCGGAUUAUGACCCUUCUCUCGAUGACCCUGCGCGGAGGGGCCCUGGUGUUGAUAUGGGCGUGCUCAUGCCGCAAGCGAAGAACGUGCGCUUCUGGCACGAGCUGUAUGGACGGACGGACGAGGAGAUGAAUGGCAAGUACGUGAUAAAGCAGGUAUCCCAAGAUCCGGAAUUCGUCGCGCCUAUCGAGAGCGCAGAAGAGGACCCUGCCCUAGUUACUUUGGACAUCGCCACUGCCGCCACAGCUAGCUCAUCGUCGCCUUCACGGUCCGAUUCGCCUCUCCCAAGCGCAAGCAUCAGCUCGCCAACGCUAGCUCGAAGCUUACUGCACAGGAAUGCAUCCCCUACUCCCUCUCCAUCGCCGAGCGCGUCCAACUCUCUGCCGCCUCGGACAAGGCACGAUAGCUUACGGGGUCACGAUAGUGCUUACGCUUCCUCAUCAUCCCCGCCAGCAAGCCAGUCAUCGACACCGCGCUCCCCUUCACCCCGCACAGGCCGUCCUAGUCCCCGUCCACCGCCCUCUCCGCGCGCCACCUCAUCCGACCUGCUCUCUUCCGUUGGUGUCCGCUCAAUGUGGGGUCGGUUUUCCUCAAAUGCUACUGCUGCUUUCUCAGCUGUGCAGGACGCUUAUGGUGGUGUCGCCAAGGACCUAAGCAAGCUCUCUCUUGGUGGGUCCGGUUCCGAGGGAGGCGGCGGCGAGCUCAAAAGCAGGGAAGAGAUCAAUACUUGGUCAUCUCCUGAUAGGCCAGAUUCGCCUGUACCGGCUUCAGCUGUUGAGCCAUCUCAUGCCAGUGUUCCCUCGUCGGGCACACUCGGUUUCAGCAGCGGCAGCACAUUGAAUCCUUGGGCAACCAGCAAAGCAACCGGCAGACCGAACGUUCCUUCCAUGCUCUUCGAUAACCCUUGGGGUUCGAACGGCUCCUCAACGGCCUCUAUCGCAUCGUCGGCUCCUGCAUCUGCUUCCACCGCAUCAACAGGCUUUCCUUCUGCCUCUUCGUCUACAGUGUCACCCACUCCCCUGGGCGAUCCCCCCGAGGAACAGGCACCCACCCCGUCGGUUCCUGUGCCAACACAGCGGUCCAAUUCCGCCAGCUCUCGAGAUCCACUCUCGAGAUCUUCGCAAGUUGCGUCUAAUUGGGACUUGGGUAUGUCGGACCUUGGGUCCGGACGAAGCCUAGAGGAUGUCGCGGCGGCCUUGUCUACUUCGCCAGCACGGGCCCCGCGCGCAGCUACGCCAGCGACGGUGCCUGCGCAGCCAGAGCUCCAACAGCAGCCUCCGUCGUCUGCGGCGUCAGACCCCUUGGGCGUCGGCGUCCUAUAAUAAAGAGGCAUGGUGGGAAAUUGUAAUAGAUCACCCCAUAGAGUCGUGCUUGACUCUCAAGAGUGGAUGGAACUCUGACUUGCUUUUCGCCAGUGCAUAACAUGUCAUUGUUGUACGAUUUUAAGCCUGGACGUGAUUGCUACAGUACGCUGUGAUUUCCGCUCCGGAGAUGUUCGCCGGCAUCUGAGGCUUCUAGGUACUACUUAUGACACUAGAAUCGAGCAGUCGCUCGAGGCAGCCGUACGACGUAAAGUUGCUGUUUACUCAGGGAUGACUUGCUGCGCAAUAAAGCGAUAAGGCUACAAGCGAAAGACC
This is a messenger RNA of Phanerochaete carnosa HHB-10118-sp, 3272 nucleotides long. RefSeq lists its product as uncharacterized. Gene Ontology annotation, biological process: dephosphorylation. The record is from RefSeq and is a predicted model, not a curated record. Lineage: Eukaryota; Fungi; Basidiomycota; Agaricomycetes; Polyporales; Phanerochaetaceae. Gene Ontology annotation, molecular function: phosphatase activity. The transcript is spliced from 6 exons. The coding region runs from base 30 to 2957 and encodes 975 amino acids.